Molecule: messenger RNA, 1281 nt
Organism: Alnus glutinosa
Lineage: Eukaryota; Viridiplantae; Streptophyta; Magnoliopsida; Fagales; Betulaceae
Exons: 12
Coding region: 210-1061 (283 amino acids)
Biological process (GO): maturation of SSU-rRNA from tricistronic rRNA transcript (SSU-rRNA, 5.8S rRNA, LSU-rRNA)
Cellular component (GO): 90S preribosome; nucleolus
Source: RefSeq, a predicted model, not a curated record
ACCCAUGACACGCCUGCCUUCUUCACGCCUUCUUCUUCGGUUCUGCUGGGGGAUGAUGGGACUUAGGGUUUCGAUUGGGGCUGAGGAGGUUUUGGCUUUGUUUUGGAGCUCGCAGAGCUGAGAUUUGAGCGGGAAAAUAUAAAGUUAGAUUUCACCAAGCAAUUUCAAGUUUCGGGCAAAACGAACAAAUUUGAUUCAGAGGUUAAAAAAUGAAGAAACAAGACAACCCAAUUGCCAGUACAAGCAGAACCCAGUUUGAGGACAUUGAUGAUGAACACGAAUCUUCCUCUUCUGAAAUUGAGGAGGAGGAGGAGGAGAUAGAGCGCGAGCUCGCGGAUGUGACAUUCGAAGAAUUGCUAAAAGCGCGUUCAGACGGGUCGCAUUCAGUGUAUAAAAAGCCGAAUCAAGAAAAGAAAUCUGGGCGGUUGAACAAGAAUAGGCCAAUGGAGGUGAGUAGCAAGAAGCCAGUGGGUAGGCUCAGAGAGGUGAUUCAAGCUCCUAAGAGGGUCGUACGUGACCCCCGUUUUGAAUCUUUAUGUGGUACAUUUGAUGCGAAGCAGUUUAGGAGCAAAUAUAAUUUUCUAUUUCAGAAAUAUGAUCCUGCGAUAAUUGCGGAAGAACAGAAGAAAUUAGACAAAUCCAAGGAUCCAGAUGCCGUCAAUAGAUUUAAAAGCAGCAUAUCUUGGAUGAGAGGUAAUCUUCCUGCUGAAAAAGAGAAACUACGGAAGCAAUUACGGAAAUCGAAUGAUCCUGAAGUCAUUGGUGAUUUAAAGAACCGCUUAUCUUGGAUUGACAAGCAGUUAAAAUCUGAGUCAAGUCAGCAUACUGAGGCAGCAAUUCUGGCUGAGCACAAGAAGAAAGAGAGAGAAGCAACCAAGAAAGGGAAACAGCCAUUUUAUCUCUCUAAAAGUGCCGUCCGGAAGCAAAGGCUUAUUGAGAAAUAUGAAGAUCUCAAGAAAUCUGGCAAGCUUGAUGCCUUUAUUGAGAAAAGAAGAAGGAAGAAUGCUGCUAAGGACCACAGAUUCAUGCCAUAUCGCAGGUCCAACGACAGUGAGCAGUAAAAUUAACGGCUUCACAGGUUCUGGUUGCUUCAGAGGUGUAUAUAUUUCCUUCCAGCUUUGUUAUGGUGGUAAACAUAUACACUUUGUGGGGGCAAUUGGGGUGGCCGUUUUUGGGUUUUUUUUGGUCAUCGCAUGCUCCUUUCGGGGGUAGUACUACUAUUUAUGAUGUCAGAGAACAAGAAUGAGAAAAGGAGAAAAGAACCAUCUUUUUGUCACUGCA